GGCCGACAGGUAUAGGCAGGCAGGUAAUACCAGACUUUUAUGGCACCCUGCAGACCACUGACUGACUGCACGCCAGUGGCUUUAGGCACUCAGGGCUGAGCGCAGCAGUGAACGGAUACGCCUUGACGUGGUUGGGUGUUGUUGUUGUUUUUUCCAUCAAUUUAAGUACAGAGAUUGUGUGGUGAAGGGUAAAAUUAAGUCGUUUCAACUAUUUUGUUUUUGCCCAUGGAACAGUUUUGAAAAAAUCUCUCAAGAGUCUCCAUGUUCUCUCUGAUGGACUGACAGCAGCACAGGAUCAAGAAACCUCAAACGGAAUAGGCCUAUAAUCAAAAGGAUCAGCGAUUCCCCUGGAUCACAGCCACAGGGUAUUCUAAUCGAGCCCAGUGUUCUGUCAAUGGAGGACAGCACGCAUCUGAAGACCCCUGAUGUAGGCUGAACGAAGGAUUUCCACCAGGACAGGAAAUCGGACACGUUCAACUUGUUGUUUUUCCUCUUUUCCCCCCCAUCAUUUUCCAUCCAGGAAACCCCUUCAUGGUCCCUGCGCUUCUUUGGGGGAUAGGCUUAAAAUAACAGUGGGGCUUCUAUCUGGUAAACUGUCUCAACAGACCGCCAUGGACCCACACGGCCUCUCCGUGCUGUCCCAUCUGAGGGCCAAGCCGGUUGGCAAACUGAGGCGGAGGGUCCGGGAGCUCCGAACCGCCAACUCCUACUAUGGUGAGGGAGGUGGAGGGGGUCCGCCGACCCUGGACCUCAGUCACAGCGAGAGCCAGCGUUUGGCCGUGGAUGCCUUGAUGGGGGAGGGCGGCGUACAGGGCUACCGGGAUCUGCUGACCACGGAGGGCGAGGUGGACUUUCUGUCGGAGCGGGAGAAGAGUUACAUUCUGACGAAUCAACAGGAUGGACGCGUGGGCGGAGAUAGCGACACGGUAGAUGGCGAAGAUGAAGACGGGACUUCCCAGCCGUGUCGGAGCCCGCUGUCCCUCUGCCGUCUCUCUGCUUCAGAAGAGACUGCUGAUGAAUGCGCCACCCUGGAGCCCAAUCUGCCCCUCGGGAGUCAGAGUGGCGUGGAGCCGAGUGGAUCGGACCAGCAGAGCCAGACCAGCGUGGAAGUGUUUCUCCAGUCAGACAUCCGGGAGGGCAGCAUGAAGGACCUGGUCAGAGAGCAGAUCCGAAAGGCUCAAACGGCCCUGGUGGUAGUGGUGGACACCUUCAGUGAUGUGGAACUCUUGUGCGACAUUCUGGAGGCGUGUGCCCUGAGGAACGUGCGUGUGUACGUCCUGCUGGACCGCCUCAACGUGCAGCAGUUCCUGGACCUGUGUCUGACCCUGAAUGUCAGCGGCGAACACUUCCCCAGGCUGUCCGUGCGCAGCGUCAGUGGACAGGGCUACUGCACUAAGACCGGGAGGUGGCUCUGCGGGCAGGUCGCCCAGACCUUCAUCAUCAGCGACUGGACCCGGGUUCUGACCGGCUGCUACAGUUUCUCCUGGCUUUCCUGGAAGGUCAACCGGAACUUUAUUGUCCUCCUGGAGGGCGGCUCGGUGACGUCCUUCCGUCAGGAGUUCCGCCGGCUCUACCUCAGCUCCCAGCCGGUCCCACCUCUCUUCCCCACCGCCAUGAUGACCCUGGCCCCUUCUGCGCCACGGCCCACCCAACACCCGAACCCCUCUGACUCUGGGCUGAGGCGCAUGCUGAGGAGUCAGAGGUGGGUCACCACCGGCGACCACAACGGGACCACAGACAGACAGAAAGCGGAAGCGGCGGCGGAAACCCCAACCGCCGCCGAUCCGACCCAUUCGGCCUUAUCCGAGUUAGAGGUCGAACACAACCGCGCGGAAGCAUAUGUGAUGAGUCUGGCACUGGACGAAGCGCCGACGCCGACGCAGGCGGAGAGCCCGUCUCGAUGGAACCGAGAGAUGCCGCAGCACCGUGGCAAAGCUGAGGUCGACCACCACGGCCUCUCUGACGUUAACGUCGGCGCGGAGCGACGCUGGCGGACGCUGCAGCCGUACGCGUCCCACGCCCCGCCCUCCGACCCCUUCGGCCCGACGUUCUCCCGCUCCUACAAGCUCAACGUCACCGGGGUGGACGCGGCGUGGAGCCCACACGGCCCGUCCACCUCGAGGACGCAGACGAGUCCCCGAGCAGCUACGACUGAGCCCGCGACGGGGGGCGGACGCCUGUACCCGGAUUACAACAGGUUCCGCAGAGCAGCCAUGGUGUCGGGGACGGCCGCCGUCAACCUAGACACGCUGAGACGGUCGCAGAGGAAGGACCACAAGGCCCAGCCGAGGCCCGACACGGACACACAGCCUCUGCACAGGCCUCUCUCGCAGCGAGCGCACAACCAGGGAAACACACAGGGCUUCUUUAUCCAGACUCAAAGCCAAAGACAAUGGCCCGCGGCCCAGCCGUCGCCACAGAACAACCGGUGCCGGACACAAUCCCCCAAGCGUCUCAGAUCCCCGGCACACCCCCAUCAUCGGGGUCCCGGAGCAGCGUCCAAAGAGACGCAAUCCCAUCGGCCCGAUGCCAAAACCGAUUUCAGGACUCCGGCGAAUCAGCAGCCGGAAUCAGGGUUUUCCCAGGGCCCCCCUCUGGACCACCAGAGCUACCCCGCACAGCAGUUGGUGCCGUCUCAAAGGCUGCAUUGGAUAUCCCAGUUGCACUCCAGGCAGGUGUUGCAGAACGGGCCCGGGGUCAACGGGACGUGGGGGCCUAGGAGGGGGAUGGAGGAGCCCGGCCAGGGAGGCGCUGCUGGCACCGGGGCGCGGGGUCGGACCAGCGGGGCGAUCGGCAGACCGGCGGCGCUCCGAAGAGGAGCCUCCUUCAGUUGAAGGCUGGAGGAGGAUCGCUCAAUGGGACUCAGGGCCGGGGGCCUGCUGUCGAGGCUGGUCACUCGUAGCGGGAUUCUGCACCAGCGUUUACGAUGACGCGUUUAUCCAAAGCGACUUACAAGUACGUUGGUCAUAAGAAAGGGAAAAAAUGCAUCGCUGUCGGUACAGUGAGGAUGUUCAUAGAACCGAGUGCAAAGCACGAACAGUCGCUAGGUUAACCCGUGCCC
Gadus chalcogrammus (walleye pollock) is the source of this 3061-nucleotide messenger RNA. RefSeq names its product protein FAM83A-like. NCBI's taxonomy places the organism in Eukaryota, Metazoa, Chordata, Actinopteri, Gadiformes, Gadidae. The transcript is spliced from 6 exons. The coding region runs from base 612 to 2834 and encodes 740 amino acids. Gene Ontology annotation, biological process: epidermal growth factor receptor signaling pathway. The record is from RefSeq and is a predicted model, not a curated record.